CAAGAAAUUCAGAAAUUGGUAGAAAUUGGAGUCAAGCCAUGUAAAAUAAUAUUUGCAAAUCCUGUGAAAUUCCGAACGCACAUAAAGUUUGCUGCGUCCGUCGGCGUCCAUCUGAUGACGUUUGACUGUGUGGAAGAGCUGCUGAAGAUCCGAGAAUGUGAUCCAGAAGCAAGUUUCCAUGUGGGAUUUUCUUUCCAAGAUUCCAAAUGUUACGUAGAAGCAAUAAAAACAGCUAGAUGGGUGUUUGACGAAGUCUCGAAGAUGGGAGUGAAGAUGACUUUAUUAGACAUUGGUGGUGGAUACCCCGGCUCUAGAACUAGUCUUAAUUGUUUCAAAGAAAUCGCUACAUCAAUAGGAAAGACUCUUGACCAAUGUUUUCCACCGUCUUGUGGAGUAAGAGUGAUUGCUGAACCUGGUCAGUAUAUGGUGGCUGCCGCCUUCAAUCUCUACAGUAAAGUGAUUCUGGUCAAAAAUCAGCAAAGCUUAGAAAGAAAGAACUCUCUGUGUGGAAUUAACACGUAUAUAACAGACGGUAGAUACGGAAGUUUUGGCGGAAAUUUUUACCCUUUCCAAGAUAUUCAAGUUGUUCCUCUUGCGGUAAGUAAAAAAAUCCACAGUGAAUAAAGAAAAAAUGAUACAUGUGUUUGAUGGAUUUUCCUAAAAGCAACUGCAGUAAAUUCUUGGGAGUGCUUUUUUUUAUGGUAGCGUAAUACGA
Limulus polyphemus (Atlantic horseshoe crab) is the source of this 715-nucleotide messenger RNA. RefSeq names its product antizyme inhibitor 2-like. Gene Ontology annotation, molecular function: ornithine decarboxylase activity. The record is from RefSeq and is a predicted model, not a curated record. Gene Ontology annotation, cellular component: cytoplasm. The transcript has 4 exons. NCBI's taxonomy places the organism in Eukaryota, Metazoa, Arthropoda, Merostomata, Xiphosura, Limulidae. The annotation marks the transcript as partial.